AUGGCAAAAAUCAAGCAAGCAGCUAGAACCAUCAAUGCUCUUAGAGUUGGAGAGCACACUCUUAUUGAUCCAAAGGCUAUAACUGAUCAUAUCACAUCAUACUUUAAAAUUUUGUUUACUUCUAAUUCUGCAGUGGUGCAGGAUCAUUUACUUUUGGAUGAAGUUAUUCCCCUUGUGGUCAAUGGGGAUAUUAACUACAUGCUUACCAUGUUGCCUACCCUCAUGGAGAUUGAGAAUACAUUUUGGGACAUUGUCAGUACUGACGUUGAGAAUGCUACUUUGAAUUUUUUAAGAACAAGUUGGUUUCUUCGGAAUUUCAAUGCCAAUACCUUGGUCCUUAUUCCGAAGGAGCCCGAAGCUGAUUUUGUUGACAAAUUCAGGCCUAUUGCUAUGGCCAAUUUUAAAUUCAUGAUAAUCUCGAAGAUAAUUGCCGACAGACUUGAUCGUAUCAUUCCUGCUAUGAUAUCUCCAGAGCAAAAAGGAUUUAUACAUGGGAGAAACAUCAAGGACUGUGUGCAUCUGGCUUCUGGAGUUGCUAAUGUCAUGGACCUUAAGGCUUUUGGAGGUAAUUUAGCUCUUAAAAUUGACAUCACUAAAGCUUUUGAUACCAUAGAAUGA
Molecule: messenger RNA, 618 nt
Organism: Vicia villosa (hairy vetch)
Lineage: Eukaryota; Viridiplantae; Streptophyta; Magnoliopsida; Fabales; Fabaceae
Exons: 2
Coding region: 1-618 (205 amino acids)
Source: RefSeq, a predicted model, not a curated record